AUGUGUCAAUUCGAGCUUCCCUCAUGCACAGCUCCAUCCCACCUCAAGUUCGGUCUCACGCGGGACAAGAACACUCCAGCAUCUCUACCCUCUCGGACCCCCAUCAUUGUCAAGCUCACGCUCGAGUAUCCUCAUGUCGUCACUCUCAAGAAACAGACUUAG
This is a messenger RNA of Parastagonospora nodorum SN15, 162 nucleotides long. RefSeq lists its product as hypothetical. Lineage: Eukaryota; Fungi; Ascomycota; Dothideomycetes; Pleosporales; Phaeosphaeriaceae. The record is from RefSeq and is a predicted model, not a curated record. Bases 1 to 162 code for a protein of 53 amino acids. The transcript has 2 exons.